Punica granatum (pomegranate) is the source of this 1357-nucleotide messenger RNA. Lineage: Eukaryota; Viridiplantae; Streptophyta; Magnoliopsida; Myrtales; Lythraceae. The record is from RefSeq and is a predicted model, not a curated record.
UUUCAGACAAGGCGAGGACUUCUCUGCUUUCGACAAAGCACAUCCAUCCAUCCAUCCAUCCAUCCGCUUCCACCUCCAUUUCCACUGCUCCUCUCCCAAGCGCCUUAACAGCUGCUGCUGCUGCUCAGUCUCUCAGUUCUUUCCCCCAUCACCCCCCGAACCGCAAGAAGAUGAUCUGUGGACUCGUCGCUUCCACCAAUAUUUUUCCCUCGGCUUUUACCUCUUUCUCCAAUCUCGAGCGGCCCAAGAAGCUCCUCCUCCAAUGGCGUUCUUCAGGACCCCUUCCCGUGCACUGCUCUGCUUCCAGUCCUCGCAUGUCCUUAGCCACCGAAACUGAGGGGGCCGAGCCUCCUUUAACCGGUGGUUCUUAUGAUUUCUUGAGCGCAACCACAUCGCUUACGGAGAAAAUGUUGGAAUGUCCGAAGAAGGUCACUCUUGUAAGGCACGGGCUUAGCUCUUGGAACGAAGAAAGUAGAGUUCAGGGAAGCUCGAACCUCUCUGUGUUGACUGAAACUGGAGUGAUGCAAGCCGAGAGGUGCAAGGUAGCCUUGUCGAAUAGACAUUUUGAUCAGUGCUUCUCGAGUCCAAUAUCUCGGGCAAAGUCAACUGCUGAAGUCAUAUGGAAAGGGAGGGAAGAGCCACUGGUUUUUCUCGAUUCGCUUAAGGAGGCUCAUUUGUUUUUCCUUGAAGGCAUGAAAAAUGCUGAAGCUCGGGCGAUAUAUCCGAGAGAGUACACGACAUGGAGGGAGGACCCAUCUAACUUCAGUGUGAACGGAGUUUACCCUGUUCAGAAGCUGUGGGGAACAGCAAGGGAGGCUUGGAGGGAAAUCUUGAUCUCACCUGGAAAGGACUUCUUGGUCGUGACUCACAAAUCAAUGCUGAGAGCAUUGGUCUGCACAUCUCUUGGUCUUGGACCCGAGAGGUUCCGGGCAGUAGAUAUCAACAAUGGCGGGAUCUCCAUUUUCAACUUCAACACCAAAGGAGAAGCAAUGCUCCAGGCCUUAAACAUGACUGCCCACAUGUAUAGCGAUUACUACUACAUUUACUAGCAGACUGGAGAUGACUGAGAAGUCAAAGUCCAGAAGCUGUGAAGUAGCUACGGAUUACUUCAUUAAAGAUCCAUUUUUAGAGUCUCCUCUGCUAGUGGAUUUGUAUUUCCUGAUGAUCUGUGAACACUCUUUGCAUAUUUCUGCAACACAAGGGAUGCCAUUCAGUCCUUUCCCGAUAGACUAUUCUCGAUAUUACUCGGAAAUGUAAAGUUAUGUAAAUAAUUGGAGUUUUGGAUGCUCAAUUGGCAGUUCUUUUCUCCAUACACUAUAUAUAUAGAGAGGUGAAAGCAGGAAAGUAACUACCUAAA